AUGAGCUCUGAGAAUGAGAAAUUUGUUUUUAUGUUACCAUCUCUUUUAACAGAAGGAUUAAUGGAGGAUGACUCAGAAAAUUACUCAUUCGUAACAUUCGCUCGUCCCCAGAUCUCAGAAGCAACAAAAAUUAUUAUUGAUACAAUUGGCAAAGAUUCCUCCAAUGUAUCGACUACAUCUAAAAAGCGAGUUAAAGUGUUAAUGGAAUUUUUCGCUGUUGCGUUAUCUCUUAACAUAGAAUAUUGCAAAUUUAUGGAAAUAGCUGUUAAUUAUUACGAGCAAUGGCUUGAAGAUUCCUCAUUAUAUGGAGAUAUCAAGCGUCAAAACAAAUAUAUGCGCCGUAUUAUCAAGCAGCUUUCCCAACCAUUCGCAAUGCGCGAACCACGAAAUUCCACUACAUUCCAGCAGCAGUUUUUACCACUUUUGAUGAGAAUCCUUACCAUUUAUGAUACAUUCAUUGUCAACCGUGGUAAAGAGUUCGAAUUAGAUACCUGGAUCGUUUUAUUAAAUACAGUUAUCGGUAUCACGGAUUACGUCAUUAAAUUCUCACUCGCUCCUCUUUGCCCAGAAGAUAAGAUCUCAGAAUUCCGUCAGAAGGCCGUCAACCUUGUUUUUAACACCAUUUUAUUCUCCGGAUUUGAAGAUGCUACACAUUGGGAACGUGUUGUUAAAUACUGCCACAGAUGGAGUAACAACAACGAUUUCAUCACAGUUUGGGGAGUUCGUACGAACGAACUCUGGAAAUACUUCAACCUCAUCACAUUUAAGCUCCCAGUUGAAGAUAUUCCAAUCAAACAAGGUGUCUUUUCCGAAACGAAGAAGAUUUCGGACAAGGUCGCUUCAGAUUUCUUCCAUCAUGUCGUUACAUGUCUCGAUUAUUCUCAAAUUACAGAUAAGCCAGAGCUCUUGCUUACAGUUGCCAAGGCUAUCUCCGAGGCCAAGGACACAGCCAUCAAAGUUGCUGAGCAGACCUCUAAAACAAUCGAGAUCCACCGCUAUCCAGCUUAUUCUUUCCUCAAGCUCUUCGGCAAAUUCCUUACAUGCGCUCCAGUCUUAUCAGAGGCUUAUGAUCAAGCCAUUUCAAUCAACGUUAUCACAAUUCUCCAUAUUAUCUCAAAGUUCGAAUUCCACGAAGCAGAUUCCCUUAUUCCACGCUUCAUUGCCUACAUAACACAGCACGCUAACGAAAACCACGCUUCCGUAAUACUUUCCUUCCUUUCCCAGGCCACAAUCGCAUAUACUAACUGUGGCUCUGUUAUUCCAUACGUUUCCUCCAUCGCAUUGCAUCUCCUUGCCAUUGUCCAGAUCGCUAAGCAGACAGACAGCCAACUCACAGAAAAUAUUGUUUCACUUUUCAUCUCUGCUGCUAACUCUACUGGCAAGGGAAUGGGCGCAAUCGAGAGCGCAUACGAUCACCUACGUACUGUCUGCCCAAGUAUCACAGAUCGCUACAGAUUACUCACUUCAUGCUCUACUACCGGAAUUGACAUCAUCGUGGCACUCAAGGAGUACUGCAAGAAGGAGAAGUUCAACCAGUACGUAACACCAAACAACUAUACAUUCAUCUGCUCAUUAAUUGCCUUAAUUGCUUCAAUCAUCAGAAACGAUCCAACAGUUAUCGAUAUCGUCAUUCGUAACGGCCUCAUCCAAACAAUCCUCCAGAACGUUGGAUCAAUCGAUUCUAACAAGCCAAACUUCGACCGAAUCGUAUUACAGACACUUUUGAUGGUUUACGAGGUCAUCGAAUGGGCUCCAAGUGCUUUCCACCUCCAGGAGAACUCCAACGCCCUCUUCGAAUUCAUUUCCAUCAUCAACUCUACAAUACUCGGAGGAAGAUCUCAACGUUCCAAUACUUCCCUCAUCUCCAUCUCUCCAGACAAGGGCGCUCUCGGAAGUGCCAAGUCAAGCAAAUCCGACAAACACCGUCAAAACCACAUUUCGUAUCUUGUCUCCUCAAUUCAAGCGAGACUCGCACUCCAUUCCUCACCAAUCGAGCAUAUUACACGCAAGUUCUGCAGCAGCCACAUGUUCUGCGAGCAGACAAUCAUCGAUCACCUCAAGAUCAAAGAUCCGAUAAUACAUUACGUUACAGUUGGCUCGAACACCCUUAUCUCGUUCAUCGAGACCAAGGAGUGCAAGGACCCACUCGCCUUCUUCGCACGCGGACCAUUCGGAAAGGCCGCAUACAUGAUAGAAGACGAUUACUCGAACGGAAAGGCUCCAGAGCUCUCCGACGAGAUCCAGCCAACCAAGUUACCGAAGGCCGAAGCGAUCAAACCAGUCCCACUCGAGCUUUACGGCGAGGAACCGAAGAAUGUUCCAUAUCUCAGCCAGGCAGAGCUUACAUCUGUCGACGACAACCUCAGGAAGGUCUACGGCGAGGAGUUCUCCCGGUGGACUGACUGGGACAAGCACGCCUACUACGUUCCGUUCAAUUACAAGGCUCCAUACCAGAGAUUGCGAAUUGUCGACUUCCUUACAACAUUCGGCAUCUUGGAUAUCGAGAACAAGAACGUCGUAAGGCCACAGGUAGACGUUGCUGCAGUCGAUGCUGUUAAGAAGAAGUUCGAUCAAGCGGAUAACGCUCCAAUUGUUCCAAUUCCAAUCAUCCACUUCAUGGCCGGCGAUCUCGACUUGGAGUACAAGCAGGAGAAGACAAGAAUGACUCCAUUGUUGCUCAGCUUCCUCAAGGAAAUCGGCGAACCAAUUGAAUUAUCCGCUGAAGCAAGCGAAUUCUACAAAUUACCAGCAGUCAACACAACAGUACCAACUGUUCCAUUCUUAACUGCUUUCGCUACAUUCUUUACACCAGGAAUGGGUGCAACACCUCACGACUCCGAAAAAAUCCACAAUUUGCAGAAAGAUGCUCCAAUUAAGAUAAUCUUCAACGAAUCUGGCUUCGAGUUGAAUAUACCAAAGGACGAUAAGGCUUCAUCGUUCUUGAUCGUUGUCAAACCGCUUUUCAGCGGUCUUUACCAAGUUGACAUUGUCAACUCUCCACCGGAUAUCCUCUCUCCAUUCACCUACACACAGGUUCUUAACGCUAAGAGCCUCUCAAUCAACUUAACUCUCGCCUUAGAAUUACUUAUCCACGACAUCCAGAAGCAGAUCUGCCCAUCUACACCAGACGCAAGAGGAAAGAUCAUCAGAGAGUUAUGCCCCAAGGACAAGAAGUAUCCAGAAUUGGCUGCUCUCGCUCCUGGAAUGUUCGAUUAA
Molecule: messenger RNA, 3216 nt
Organism: Trichomonas vaginalis G3
Lineage: Eukaryota; Parabasalia; Trichomonadida; Trichomonadidae
Exons: 1
Coding region: 1-3216 (1071 amino acids)
Biological process (GO): activation of GTPase activity
Molecular function (GO): GTPase activator activity
Source: RefSeq, a predicted model, not a curated record